AUGGCGUCAACUCGCUCUUCAUCAAAUCUCCACACCGUUGUGUCAGGUCUUCAUCUGAUUUUUACAAUCGCAUCUGUUGCUUUUCUUUCUUUCAAAGUCUAUCACCUCGAGUGUGAGCUUUCCUUAAUUCGCGGAAAAGUUUUGGUAAGUGAAGGCGACAUAAAAGUGACCGAAGUCACCCCGCUGUCUGCAGAUUCAAAUAAUGAAGAGCUCAGAAGUGAAAGAAAUCGCCGAGAUGAUCAACAGAAGCUCAAAUCAUAUACAGGAGACAACCUCAAGGCAGCAUGUGUCCAGAAGUUGUUGGGCGAUCUUCAG
Molecule: messenger RNA, 315 nt
Organism: Porites evermanni
Lineage: Eukaryota; Metazoa; Cnidaria; Anthozoa; Scleractinia; Poritidae
Source: the annotation of a GenBank genome assembly